Molecule: messenger RNA, 2037 nt
Organism: Plasmodium berghei ANKA
Lineage: Eukaryota; Apicomplexa; Aconoidasida; Haemosporida; Plasmodiidae
Product: multidrug efflux pump, putative
Exons: 1
Coding region: 1-2037 (678 amino acids)
Cellular component (GO): membrane
Molecular function (GO): transmembrane transporter activity
Source: RefSeq, a predicted model, not a curated record
AUGGUAAGUGUGCCUAUUUUGAAGGGUUCUAAAAAAAAGAUGGGUUCUAACCACAUCUCACAUUUUGAGGAACAUAAUAAAAAUGAUCAUAUAAAUAAUCGUCAAAAAAUAUCUUUAUGCAAAGAUAUCAAAGUUGGAAAUAAAAAAAAAUCAAUCAAAAAAGGUAGCAAUUGUGUGCAAUCAAAUCGGAAUAAAAUAAUAGAAAUAACCAAAAACAAUGAUAAAAUGAAUAAUGAAAAUAUAAAAUACUCAGAUUUAAAAGAAAAAAAAAAAAAAAGGUUUUCUAAAGUUUUUGUUAAAACCAUAAAUAUGUUAUUUACAGAAAUAUUUAUAAAAUCAUUUCAAACAAUGUUAUCAUAUGCUAUAACAUCAUCAUUUUUUAUUUUACUAAAUUUAUAUAUGUCUAGUAGUUGCAAAUAUGAAGAAAUAGCUGGAUUUGGUGUUUCUUUAUCUAUUAUAUCGCUAUUAAAUUCUGUAGUUGAGGGGUUUUGUAGUAGUUUAGAUUAUUUUUGUAGCCAAUCAAUUGGAAUCAAAGAUAUAUAUAAUUCUUUUUUAUUUUUAAAUAGUGCAUAUUUUUUAUUUUUUAUAUUUUAUGUAUUACUUGUUUUAAUAUUUUUUUUAAUAAAACUUUUAAUUUAUUAUGCAAUAGAUUUAAAAUAUAUUCAUAUUUUCAUGGGUAUUGAAUUGGAUAAUGAUAUUACACAAGGGUAUUAUUUUAAAAUUAUGGACGUAUUUUUUUCGAGUUUCAAAAUAUUAUUAUUUUCUUUUUAUCCAUAUUUUUUAUUUGAAUCCACUAGAAGAUUUUUAAUUUUGCAUAAUAAUAUUUACCCAAGUUUAUUUACAUCUUUUUUUUCAUUUUUUGUAUUAAAUUUUUUUUGUUAUAUUUUUGUUUUUAUAUUUUCUAUGAGUCAUGUUGGCGUUUCUUUGGCAUGGCUUGUAACGAAUAUUAUUAGUUGUCUUUUUAUUUUUUAUUUUUUGAGAAAUUAUAUUCAAGAGUGUUCACUACUUUUAGAGUUAGAUAUUAGAAUUCCUUUUCUGUCUCCAAACUCAAAAUCUGAAGAAAAUAUCAUAGAACCCGUUUCGAUAUCUUCAACAAAUAAUAUAGAUGUACAUCAUUAUUUUCAAAAGCAAAAUGAUCAUUAUCAUAUUCUAGAUAUUGAAGAAAAUCAUAAUAACAAUAAAAAACAAAAUUUAUAUAAAAAUGAGAUAUUAUUUCACGAUAAAGGGGAUAUAUUAUUUGAAAAUUCCCAAAAAAAUGAUAUAAAUAUAUUUUUACAAAAAAAUCAAAUAUGCAAAAUAAAUUUCUUAUUUUUUCAUAUUCCCUCAAAAAACAUUAGGAACAAAUUUUUAAAUAUUACAAAAACAAAUAUUAAAAAUAUAUUUUUUGAAAUUCUUUCAUUCGAAAUGCAAUUGUUUGAAUCAGCAUAUCUUAAUUUAACAUCUGUUGCAGUAUUUAUCCAAAUAAAUAAUAUGAUGGGUUUUGUUUAUAAUGUAUCACAUUCUUAUGGUAUAUUUUUAGCAAAACUUAUGGGUAUAUAUAUAUCUCGAAAAAACAGAAUACAAGAAUAUUCAAAAAAAAAUAUCAUAGAAAAUAAGAAAAAUUUAUCAGAUUUGAUAGAUGCAAAUAUAGAACACAUUAUAUUAUAUAGAAUGCAAUUUGGAAUUUUAUUUAUUUUAUUAUUAUUAUUUCUUUAUACCUGUUUAGCAAUUUUAUAUAUAUAUCAUGAACAAAUUAUCACCUUUUUUUACAGUAAUAUAGAAAUGAGGAAUUAUUUGAUUAAAGUUUUUUUUAUAAUAACAAUUGAAUCACUUUUAGAAGUUUUGGCAGCUUUUCUAAAUAAUAUAAUAAAAGGAUUAGGAUUACAAGACAAAAUCUCUUUUUUUACAUUUCUUAAUUUUAUGUUAUUAAUGCAACCAUUCGGACUUAUUCUAACUUUUGGUUUUUCUUUGGAUAUUUAUGGAUUUAUAUAUUCAACUAUAAUUAGUAUGAUUAUUCAAAUUUCUUAUUUAUCUGUAUUUAUAUUUAAAGCUCUUUAA